Molecule: messenger RNA, 3822 nt
Organism: Phodopus roborovskii (desert hamster)
Lineage: Eukaryota; Metazoa; Chordata; Mammalia; Rodentia; Cricetidae
Gene: Spart
Product: spartin
Exons: 10
Coding region: 160-2184 (674 amino acids)
Biological process (GO): negative regulation of BMP signaling pathway; cell division
Cellular component (GO): plasma membrane
Source: RefSeq, a predicted model, not a curated record
UGACGGCGGUGUGCGACGCCCUCUCAGUGGGCUCCCGGGUUCGUAGCGGACCGCUGGCCUCCGGUGCGCCUUCUGGAAGUGGUUCCUGGAAAACAAAAAUUAAUUUUGUAAUCCUUCUGGACAAGGGCUGCUGCAAGGCUUGUACUUAUUUUGUAAAAGAUGGAGCGAGAUUCAGAAAAUGGAGAGCCCGCUGAGAUUAAGAUCAUCAAGGAAGCAUACGAGAAGGCCUUUUUGUUUGUUAAUAAAGGACUGAACACGGAUGAGUUGGGGCAAAAGGAGGAAGCAAAGAACUACUACAAGCAGGGAAUAGGACACCUGCUUAGGGGCAUCAGUAUCACGGCAGCGGAGCCAGGGUGCACAGGCCCUGCGUGGGAAUCAGCCAGACAGAUGCAACAGAAAAUGAGGGAAACACUUCAGAACGUCCGCACCAGGCUAGAGAUUCUAGAGAAGGGCCUUGCCACAUCUCUGCGGAAUGAUCUUCAGGAUGUGCCCAAGUUAUACCCAGAGUUCCCUCCUAAGGACACAUGCAAGACGUCCCCAGAGCCAGAUUCGGUUAGUUCAGCGCCCCAGCAUGCUGAAGUAGAUGGGAGUAUCUCUGUUGCAGGUGCCACAGGUGCUGCGCCCGGUGCUGCACCCUCUGCUGGGCCCUUACCUUCGCCCAGCUAUCCUGCCGAAGCACCCCCAGCCUACACGCCCCAAGCUGCCGAGGGUCACUACACUGUUUCCUAUGGGACAGACUCUGGGGAGUUUUCCUCCGUGGGAGAAGACUUCUACAGGAGCCGUUCCCAGCCGCCCCCUCUCGAGACCUUGGGGCUUGAUGCAGAUGAGCUGAUUUUGAUACCAAGCGGAGUGCAGAUCUUUUUUGUAAACCCUGCGGGAGAGGUUAGCGCUCCGUCAUACCCGGGGUACCUGCGCAUCGUGAGGUUCCUGGAUAAUUCUCUGGAUACGGUUCUGAACCGCCCUCCUGGGUUUCUCCAGGUGUGUGACUGGUUGUACCCUCUGGUUCCUGAUAGAUCACCAGUUCUGAAGUGCACAGUGGGAGCCUACAUGUUUCCAGACACCAUGUUACAAGCCGCGGGGUGCUUUGUAGGGGUAGUUCUGUCAUCUGAGCUCCCAGAAGAUGACAGGGAGCUGUUUGAGGAUCUGUUGAGGCAGAUGUCUGACCUUCGGCUACAGGCAAAUUGGAACAGAGCAGAAGGAGAAGAUGAAUUCCAAAUCCCCGGGAGAGCAAGAGACCCCUCUGAGCCACGGAAGGAAGCUUCUGGUGCCGAUGUCAGGCAGGCCGGUUCUUCAACAGACCAAGGCAGCAAGGAUGCUCGGCAUAAAGGAAAGCGUGGGAAAAAGACUAAAGAUUCUUCAGCUGAAGAAGUUAAUUUGAGUCAGAUUGUACCCUGUGAGCCAACUGCAGAAACAAAAUCGAAAGAACUACCAGAAUGGAGUGAGAAAGUGGCCCACAACAUUCUGUCAGGUGCGUCCUGGGUGAGCUGGGGCUUAGUCAAAGGUGCUGAAUUUACUGGAAAAGCAAUCCAAAAAGGUGCUUCUAAACUCCGAGAGCGCAUUCAACCUGAAGAAAAACCAGUGGAAGUGAGUCCAGCUGUCACCAAGGGCCUCUACAUAGCAAAGCAGGCAACUGGAGGAGCAGCAAAAGUCAGCCAGUUCCUAGUUGAUGGCGUCUGCACAGUAGCAAAUUGCGUUGGCAAAGAGCUUGCUCCACAUGUCAAGAAGCAUGGAAGCAAACUCGUUCCAGAGUCUCUCAAGAGAGACAAAGAUGGGAGAUCCACUCUCGAUGGUGCCAUGGUUGUAGCAGCAAGUAGUGUUCAAGGAUUUUCAACUGUCUGGCAGGGAUUGGAGUGUGCGGCUAAAUGCAUCGUCAACAAUGUGUCUGCAGAAACUGUACAAACCGUCAGAUACAAGUAUGGGCACAAUGCAGGAGAAGCUGCACAUGACGCAGUGGACUCUGCUAUCAACGUUGGCCUCACUGCCUACAAUAUUGACAACAUUGGCAUCAAAGCCAUGGUGAAGAAAACUGCAAAGCAGACGGGGCACACCCUCCUUGAGGACUAUCAGAUCAUUGACGGCUCUCAGAAGGAAGGCCAAGGAGGAGCAGCAAGCACAGAUGUGAGCAGAAACACAGAAGAACAGACGGAGGAAGAGAAGAAAGGGGCAAAGAGGAAAGAUAAAUAACAGGCAUUCUGGGAGUAAUCUACACCAAAGCCUUACCAGAUGGAAGAGUGUGGAGCAGCAGAUGUGGACUUUCUACACUGGAGCAGUGUUUUCUGUGUAUUCAUCCCUGCAAAAUGACUGUCAGAAGUUUGGGGCAUGUGUCCACUUACAAGAAAAAUAAUCAGUAUUCUUACAUCUGGCCUCUAGAAGUAUGCAGUUUAUAGUCUCAGUAAGUUUAUUUUCCCUUAAGUGUGGCUUAAAUAUUUUUGCAGUUAAAAUAAAGCUUAUAAUAUAUGUGACUAAAACCUAAUGUCAAUCUAUUUUUGUAUGUGCUAGCUUUCAGAAAGCAAGGCAGGAAACUAUACACACAAUUUCACAGCCACAUGAAUUCUGUUUAUGCUGGGAAAGAAUGGCUUCAUGUCAUCUCCUCUUUUUUUUUGCACUAAUUGUGGAUCUUUGAAUAGAUGCCCAACAGAAUUUUCAGCAUAUAAGCUAAAUAAACCAUGAUCUUAAAGCAUGUUCUCAGAUAACAUUUUAGAAGUCUUUCUUAUACAGGAAAGAGCCUGGCCAUGGAAGCGCCAUGCAUUUCUGUAAUGUUAUCUCUUAUUUGCUAGAUCUCGUGCCUACUAGGAACCAAAAUGGCCUUUUGAUUUAAACUGAAGAAAAUGUUUCUUAGAAUGAUUUUUAUUAAUUCUUUGAGAAUUUUGUACAUGGAUGAAAUGUGUUUUGAUUACAUUCUCCCCCUAACUCCUCCUGGGUCCACCUCUAUCCCUCCUCCCAACUUCAUGUUCUUAAGUUUUAAAUAACCCACUGAAUAAUCUAAUUUGUGCUGCCCAUAUGCUCAAGGGUGGGGGCCAUCCACUGGAGCAUGGUUCAUCUGCCAGGAACCAUACCCCUAAAGAAAACUGGCUGUCCCUCACCAGAAGCCAUUAACUGUCAAUAGCUCCUUAGUGAGGGCUGGGGGAUGAGACCAGGCCCAUGCUGGGAUGUUGACUGGUUUAUUUUGGGGAGGCAGUCUCCCUCUGCUGCUGUGAAUUUGCAAGUGCUGGGGUCCUGUCAUAUCCAGAAGAUGUCGGUUCAUCCAGUCUUCUGGACUUCUGACUUUUACAGUCUCUUCAGCUCCUCCCCCCCCCCAUGUACCCCAAGCCUGGAAGAGUGUGGUAUAGACUAGGAGAUUUUGAAGUAUGAUUGGCAUUCUAUUAAAAUUUGAAAUAAUUGUUAUUGGCUUUAAGAAAUCACUUUUCCAUUUCUGCUUCUGUAAGUUUUUUUCUAAACUUAUAGAAAGUAAAACAUAAACAUUGCAUUUAGUGGUAGUAAUAUAUUUUUACUCAGUCAUUGGAGUUUAUGCUAAAAGCCAGUAGGUGAUUUAAAAGGGAGGAACCUAUACCUAUCAAGGUAAAGAAUAUGGAAUCCUUUGGUGGAUAGCCCCCACUUCAGCAGAAGACAGGAUGGACAUUUUAUGAUUUUUUUUAAAGCUACAAAUAUGCAAUUAAGUACUCAAUGGCUAUUUUAAUUUUUUGUUGAUUUUUUUUAAAGGUUGACAUUGGUUUUUAUAGCUACAGUUUAUUGUAAUCAUUUCUGAACCUGUAAUUGGCUAGUUUAUAGAUUUCAUUUGAAAUUGGGUAAUGAAUGUGCUUUGAGAAUAAAAUGGUGUCUGAA